This is a messenger RNA of Oncorhynchus tshawytscha (Chinook salmon), 1278 nucleotides long. Its product is annotated as acyl-coenzyme A thioesterase 1-like. Gene Ontology annotation, molecular function: fatty acyl-CoA hydrolase activity. Lineage: Eukaryota; Metazoa; Chordata; Actinopteri; Salmoniformes; Salmonidae. The record is from RefSeq and is a predicted model, not a curated record. Gene Ontology annotation, biological process: acyl-CoA metabolic process; fatty acid metabolic process.
GGGUUUAGGGACGAAGGCUGUCCACUUUGAGUGUGGACCGCAGUGUUCCCAGUCCAGUGACAGCAGCAAUACACAACUAUUGGUGUUAUUCUGCCAUUACACCUUGACGAAGAAGAAGAAGAAAAAUAAGUGUUCCCAAACAAACAACCUCUCCCCGCUCUUCAACUGGUCGUUUAGUACAGCAACAUUCCGUUCAAUUGAACGUAAAAACGACCGCAGCCCUGGUUUCUACGGAUUCACAAAACAACAAUGCGGUCCAGUUCGCAACAGGUUCGUGUUAGGUUUCUCCCCAGCCCUCGCUGUUUCUUCGACGAGCCAGUACACGUGCAGGUAGAUGGACUAUCUCCGCACCAGAAAGUGGAGUUAAGGUCCAUCCUCUGGGACGAUAAAGGGGUCAUCUUCAGAGCUUCCUCCGUGUAUAAGGCAGAUGCUACAGGACAAGUGGACCUUUACCGCUCUCCUUCUCUUGACUGCAGUUACACGGGAGUUGAACCCAUGGGCUUGUUUUGGGCCAUGGCGCCCGAGACUCCACACAGCAAAAUGUUAAAAAAUAAUGUGUUGGGUUCAAUUAUGGUUAAUAUAGAUGUUCUGCAUGGGGAUACAGGUGAGCUCUUGGCCACAGCGACCAACGAAGGCGGGGCAAGGAGGAUACCGUUGGGCUUGAAAGAAGCAAGAAUUCGGGGAGUCCUCUUUCUACCACCCGGUCAGGGUCCAUUUCCUGGGGUACUAGAUGUGUAUAUUCUGGGUGGAGGUCUAUCAGAGGUCCGGGCCAGUCUGCUGGCUAACAAAGGCUUUGUGGUUCUGACGCUGGCCUACUACGGCUACCAGGACAUGCCCAGAAACGUUCCUAAACACUUUGACCUGGAGUACUUUGAAGAGGCCAUUACAUUCCUGAGGAGACAGCCACAGAACAUCACCCUCUGUCCAUCUGGCCACUUGGACGUCCGAGACACCAUUCAGGACCCAGAUACUGAGGGGAACCGCGGUUCUUUGAUCCUGCUAGAACGUUCCAGUUCUAGGUUCCUCUUCGCCGUCUCGGAGGACGACAGGAACUGGAACAGUUGUCUCUUUGCCCAGCAGGCCGCCGCCCGGCUGAGGCAUCAUGGGAAAGAGAACUUUGAGGUGGUGACGUACCCCAGGGCGGGUCAUUUCCUGGAGGUGCCCUACAUUCCCCACUGCCCGUCUGGCUUCCACUCUGCGGUGGGUAAAGUGGUUGAGUUUGGAGGAGAGGCUAAAGGCCACCAUGAGGCUCAGCUGGAUCUGUGGAGGAGGGGUUAA